Microcebus murinus (gray mouse lemur) is the source of this 1226-nucleotide messenger RNA. The record is from RefSeq and is a predicted model, not a curated record. NCBI's taxonomy places the organism in Eukaryota, Metazoa, Chordata, Mammalia, Primates, Cheirogaleidae.
GGAGGAAGGGAAAAGAAACGAAACCUAGAGGACUAUUCAGGAACGGUGCUUUCGCGGCUCUCAGGCUAAACAAGGGGUUCCCACUACGACGUCCGUCGCCUGGGGCCGAAAGGAAACGGGGAACCCAAGGACAACCGAGUCCGGACAGCGGCUGGGGGCGGGGCCACAGCAGGGCGGGACUACGGAAGCCGAGAGGGCGUGGGCCGUUCGGCGGAGGAACCACUGCCCCAGCGGAGACGCAGCGUCUUAGUCGCUGGGAAGCUUCUGCUGGGUCAGCGGCAAGAGGGAACCCACGCAGCGUAUCAUCGGCGCCGCCCGGGCCCUGGUGCGCCGGGCCCGCCGGCAGACCUCACGGCCGUCUCCCGGCUGGUCCGGGGGUCCGGGCACCGCCUCGACGGCGGCUCCCCUGGACGCGCAGACCGGACCGCAGCCCGUAUCCGAAGCGGACGGCGUCAUGAGGCACCUGCCGUACUUCUGCCGGGGCCAAGUGGUGCGGGGCUUCGGCCGCGGCUCCAAGCAGCUGGGCAUCCCCACAGCUAAUUUUCCUGAACAAGUAGUAGAUAAUCUUCCAGCUGACGUAUCCACUGGCAUUUAUUAUGGUUGGGCCAGGGUUGGAAGUGGAGAUGUCCACAAGAUGGUGGUGAGCAUAGGAUGGAACCCGUACUACAAGAAUACAAAAAAGUCCAUGGAAACUCAUAUCAUGCAUACCUUCAAAGAGGAUUUCUAUGGGGAAAUCCUCAGUGUGGUCAUCGUUGGCUACCUCAGACCAGAAAAGAACUUUGAUUCUUUAGAGUCACUUAUUUCAGCAAUUCGUGGUGAUAUUGAAGAAGCUAAGAAACGACUAGAUCUACCAGAACAUUUGAAACUCAAAGAAGACAAUUUCUUCCGGGUUCCUAAAAGCAAAAUACUGAAUGGCUAUUAAUGGAAAAUCAUCUUAUUUAUUCAUUCACUGUUUUCACUGUUUAUAACUGUCUAGUCUUCAUCUUGGUUAUAUUUUAAAAAUCAUUUUCCUUCUGUGAAUUAAACAGUACAAUGUAGUUACCAUAUUGUUUCACCUGUUAAACCCAUCAUGUAAUAGCACUACAGAGAUUCAUUUAAAAAUCAAGAUUUUUAAAUAUGUUUAUUAAAAUGUACCACUAAAAAGGUAUUAAGUGUCUCUCGUGAUGAAAAUGAAAUGUUUAUAAAUGUAGGUAAAAAAGUAAGUCACUAGUUUGAGAUUAGAACUA